Molecule: messenger RNA, 1059 nt
Organism: Cynoglossus semilaevis (tongue sole)
Lineage: Eukaryota; Metazoa; Chordata; Actinopteri; Pleuronectiformes; Cynoglossidae
Product: proteasome subunit alpha type-4-like
Exons: 9
Coding region: 141-926 (261 amino acids)
Biological process (GO): ubiquitin-dependent protein catabolic process
Cellular component (GO): proteasome core complex, alpha-subunit complex; proteasome core complex
Source: RefSeq, a predicted model, not a curated record
ACACGAUUUAGGACCAAAAAAGUAGGGCGAGUGUUGAUGACGUCAUAAACACGCUUCCGUCAUCGUCAAGCGCCUUACAGUCAGCUUUUUUUGAACGGUUUUGUUCCAUCAGCAACUGAUUUAAAACACAGUUUUCAACAAUGUCACGAAGAUAUGAUUCCAGAACAACCAUCUUCUCACCUGAAGGGCGUCUCUACCAGGUUGAGUACGCGAUGGAAGCAAUUGGACAUGCAGGCACGUGCCUGGGAAUUUUAGCCAAUGAUGGAGUGCUGUUGGCUGCAGAGAGGAGGAACAUCCACAAGCUGCUGGAUGAUUUUUUCAUCUCAGAGAAGAUUUACAAGCUAAAUGAAGACAUCGCCUGCAGUGUGGCAGGAAUCACAUCAGAUGCCAAUGUGCUGACAAAUGAGCUGAGGCUGAUCGCUCAGAGGUUCCUGCUGCAGUACCAGGAGCCAAUUCCCUGUGAGCAGCUGGUCACAAGUUUGUGUGACAUCAAACAGGCCUACACACAGUUUGGAGGAAAUCGUCCUUUUGGAGUUUCACUCCUCUACAUGGGCUGGGAUAAACAUUACGGCUUCCAGCUCUACCAGAGUGAUCCCAGUGGAAAUUAUGGCGGCUGGAAAGCCACAUGCAUCGGAAACAACAGUGCUGCAGCUAUGUCUAUGCUGAAGCAGGACUACAAAGAAGGAGAAAUGACCCUUCCCUCCGCCCUCGCACUGGCGGUUAAAGUUCUGAAUAAAACCAUGGAUGUCAGCAAACUGUCUGCGGAGAAAGUGGAAAUCGCCACCCUGACACGUGUAAACGGCAAGACCUGCAUCAAGGUGCUGAAGCAGAAGGAGGUGGAUGCGCUGAUCAAGUUGCACGAAGCAGAGGAGGCCAAAGCAGAGAAAGACAAGAAGGAGAAGGAACAGCGAGAGAAGGACAAGUAAAGCUGGUGUCGUCCUUCCAUGUUACAUCAACAUCUUGUCCCCAAAAGUGAACAGCAGCUUGUGUCCUUUGAUGUUUUUCAAACUUGUAAAUAUUUGACUGGAAAGCAAUAAAAACAUAUUGGUUUCACUUUAA